Messenger RNA from Amblyraja radiata (thorny skate), 679 nucleotides. Its product is annotated as E3 ubiquitin-protein ligase RNF186. The record is from RefSeq and is a predicted model, not a curated record. The transcript has a single exon. NCBI's taxonomy places the organism in Eukaryota, Metazoa, Chordata, Chondrichthyes, Rajiformes, Rajidae. Bases 35 to 679 code for a protein of 214 amino acids.
UCCGGAGUGUCGGAUCCAAACCGCUAAUCCAAGCAUGGAGAAAAAGGUUGUUGGAAGUACCUUAGCGUCAGAGCUCGACUGCUCAAUUUGCUUCAACAAGUACGAACCUUUCGUCAGGAAACCCAAGCUGCUGAGCUGCCAGCACUGUUUCUGCGCCAUCUGCCUGAAGAUCAUGGUGUCACUCAAGGACGGCUCCUGGGUUGUCUCCUGUCCGCUCUGCAGACGCUACACGCUGGUGGUGGACGCGCUGGUCAGCAACCUCCCAGACAACCUGAGCCUGAUGGAGGUCCUGCCCAGAAGGAUGUCCGCCUUCCCCGAAUCCGUGCCCGAGAUCCUGCUGUCUCCACACUUGCUGCUGCAGAGGCAGCCCAGCACCUUCACCUUGCUCGCCCACAUCAAUGACUCCGACCGCUCUGGGGACAAUGGAGAUGAACGCUUCAGGGAUAUGGUCACCGUAUCAGCCAUCAGGCGCUUCCUGGUGACCAUGAUCUUUUUCCUGAUCCUCUUGUAUGGACUUCAGUAUUUCUUCAAGAACACCACUCUGAUCUGGAUCUUGGUCGUCAUGACAGUGUUGUGUGCGUUGACUGGACUGAUUCUACUAUACUUCACUUGCCAGCACAGUAGAAGUGGGGAAUCCAGGAGAUUCUGGAACCCCCAGUCUGUUCUCUCUGGACACUGA